AUGGCUAAGCCUUUGCAAAAGGAAAGAGAGAAUAGAUCAGCGGAGAAGAAGGAUUACAGCUUCCACCCUUAUAACUUAACACCCGAGAGUGCGCAUACUGCAGUAUUGUUGUUAGAAUCGGCUGAACCUGAAAUACUUUGUCAGACACUUCGGGCUAUAACGAAGUUCGCAGCUCAAGAGAUUCAAAACCGCCAUGUACUGUACAACUUGAAUGCCAUUAAGUUUAUUUUACCGCACAUUGAACAUCCAGAAUUGAAUAUAAAGCGAUUUGCACUCAAAGCUCUUGCACAACUAUGCCAGCUACCGCAAGGCCCCGAGCAAGUACUCGAUAAUCCGCAGAAUCUAAGAAAAAUAGCUUUCAUGCUAGCAAAAAUGGAAGAUGUCUUCGUACUGGAGUUCGCUUCUCUAGUGCUUUCUGAGUUAACAAGAGAGCCGCUUGGCUGUGAACAAUUGGUAUCCGCAAAUAUCCUAAAUAGUCUUUGUUCACGCAUGAAGAAUAGCCUUGAUCCAGAUGUACAGAAGAACUGUUUACAGACGUUGAGCAAUCUUCUAGAAGAUCCAAUAUGCGCUUCGGAAGUGACAAAGAAUCAGCACUUCAGUUGGCCGUCACUGCUGGCGCUUAUGCAAAGCAAGUACUUAGCAAUACAACACGCGGCACUGAAGACUGUGGAUCAACUGAUACGUAGAUACAAGGAUCAAGUAGUACAAAGAACUUUUCGAGCGUCUACCGGAGUAUUAGAUCUUUGUGAUAUUUUAGAAUCAUAUGAAUUCCGCGAUGUUCAUACUCAAGUGCUUGGGGUUUUGAAGAACUACGCUGAAACGGAAGAGAAUGCAACUCAUUUGUACCAGUCAGGUUGCAUCUUGCGUUUGUUGGCUUAUCUCGAGAUGGCUUUGCCAGCGAUGAAACCGCACUGCCUCGCUGUGCUAGCGAAGAUGUCCUUCACUUCUAAUGGAAGAGAUGCUCUCUAUCAAACGGGAACAGACUUGGUAUUCUGCCAUCAACUGCUUAGUUCUAAUGUUGAACUUUUGGCUGAUGCGGCUAUGGGGGUAGCGAAUAUGACGAAGCUGUUACCGGCCGCAGUACGAAUGUCUGACACAAAUAUUAUUGAAGCUCUUUGUGCCAUCUUGAGUGACGAUGCUGCAGUAUGGUUUUAUAUAAGAAUGAAUGCACUUCGAGCUUUGGGUGAACUUUGUCGGAUUAUACCAAAAGCUGCGUUCAGUGUCAUCGAGCCAAAAACUUUUGCGUCUUUACGCAAUAUAAAUAAAAAGUUUAAAGAUACCCCCAUUGAAGCGCAACGUCUAGCAGUUCAGAGCUAUAUAAAUCUCCUGAAUUAUCACGUGAGCACUUCCGCGAUGCUCAACGCUGAGUUCAUGGAGGAGUUGGUAAACAUUUUACAGCGUAUCGACAUCAAAUUGAAGAUAAUGGCUUGUACUGUUUUAAGUGGGCUUAUGAGAGAUGAAAUUGCGAGAGAUUUGUUUACGUCUAAACGAGGUGAAGAGGUGGUGUCAAACAAUCUCAGAAUAGAACAUGUAGGCUUUCGUACGGCCCUUUGUAUCCUCAUCUCGACGAGCGUCACGGAUGAAGGGGCUGAUGUCUACCUUCAGUUGGGGACUGUACAUUAUAUGGUAGAAAACAAGCAAGCGAGAUACGUCGUCAGUGCCUGGGAAGCUGCCUUAGAAACAAUUUUCCAACACCACCCGUCUGCUAAAUUUGCGUAUACUGGCCGGCUGGAUAUUAACGACUUUACCAAGGAUGGAUUCUACGUCCAGAAACAUUUGGAUAAAACGUUUCCUACAAUUCAAAGCCUUAUAAGCACUCCACCUCCUCACCGCGACCCAAUGUUCAUCUGUUCGUUCCAACAGCCUUAUGAUCCGUCCGUGAUAGAUGGCAGAUCACAGUCGAAGAUGACCUUUCCACCAUCAAGUCGAUUACACUUUCCAUUAAUGCCCGAUGAUUCUAAUAUCCGAAAUUAUCUUCUGCGUUUGAAGAUUUGGUUUGGCGAUCCCGCCAAAUCGUUGCAUUACUUUGAAAUAGAAGAUGCACACUACGAAGUAAGGUAUCGGGAUAAAUGUGAAGAAGUGUCUUCGUCAUUGAAGCAUAGAGCUCAAUUGCUAGGAGAAUUUGUGGCUCAACAAAUGAGCGGAUUGACGCAGGAACGUGAUUGUUCCAUGCCCAGCGUCAGUUUGCAUUUAGUGGAUUUAAUGAAAGAGCUAAGUUCGUGCGUGAUUCCUAUUGGCUACGUGCACUGUGGAGGGCGGUUGGAACGUGCGUUGCUGUACAAGGUGUUAGCGGACCGAGUGGGCAUUCCUUGUGCAGUGUACCGAACGUGUAGUGCGCACGCGUGGGUCGAAGUCGCUGUACCCGAGUUGGAUCCCAAUGAAGAACACGAGGUUCCUGAAAACUACCCUGCAGGACUUUUAAGAGCUAACUAUGUAGUAGAUCUCAUGGAUGAACCUGGAAAACUUCUACCGCGCAAGUCUAUUGAAGCGAGACGUGUGUGCGGUGGGGAGUGUUUGCCGUACACUGCGCGGCAACAAAGCACGCAGUGUAAUUGUUGUGUUGAAAAACAGAAAUGUAAUUAAAGUAUUCUUUUAUAA
Molecule: messenger RNA, 2598 nt
Organism: Melitaea cinxia (Glanville fritillary)
Lineage: Eukaryota; Metazoa; Arthropoda; Insecta; Lepidoptera; Nymphalidae
Exons: 17
Coding region: 1-2583 (860 amino acids)
Molecular function (GO): protein binding
Source: RefSeq, a predicted model, not a curated record